AUGGCCCCCCUGGCUCACACCCUGGCACUGCUGGCAAUGACCUUGGCCACUGCAGCCAUUGAUGAGGAGCGGAUGGACAUGGCCCCGAACUCCUUCGAUGACCAGUACCUGGGCUGUGGCCCUGCCAUGACCGCGGCGUUGCCGGCCCUCAACCGCUCCGAGUUCCAGAAGAAUCCUGUGUUUGCCGAGGUUUGGCUUAAGGCUAUGGCUGAGUGGAAGGACCGGGGGUCCCGUGUGUCCCCUCUAUCGUCCCCAGCCCAGGCCAUUGCUCUCAGGGCCUACACCAUGGAGGAGAUGCGCUUGUACCAGCAGUUCAACGCAGCCGUGUCUGAGGCUGGAAGUAGCAGCUGGAAGUACCGGAACGAAUUCCACUUCAAAUCGCUGCAUUUCCUGCUGACCCAGGCCCUCCAGAAGCUGAGACGCCCAAACCAGUGUUAUGAUGUGCGCCAGGGGUUCAGGAACGCCCGGUUCAAGGUGAAGAAACACAACAAAGUCCGCUUUGAUCACUUUGCAUCAUCGUCCAUGGAUAUAAAGGUGGCCUGGAAAUUUGGGCAUGGCACUAUAUUCAAGGUGAACACGUGCCACGGCGUGGACAUCCAGGGGUUCACCACCUUUCCAGAGGAGGAGGAGGUGCUGAUCCCACCCUUUGAGACAUUCAAGGUCACCGAUGUGCGCAAGAUAGGAAACACGAUGGUUAUUGAGCUUCAAUCCACGGGGAACGCCAGCAACUACAACUGCGAGUGGGAGCCUCCCAGGAACUCUCCCCACCUCGGGGGGCUUCUCCUGGCCACCGUGGCCAUGGCAGUGGUCACCGGAACCAUCUGA
Hirundo rustica (Barn swallow) is the source of this 825-nucleotide messenger RNA. RefSeq names its product NAD(P)(+)--arginine ADP-ribosyltransferase 2-like. The transcript is spliced from 2 exons. Lineage: Eukaryota; Metazoa; Chordata; Aves; Passeriformes; Hirundinidae. The record is from RefSeq and is a predicted model, not a curated record. Gene Ontology annotation, molecular function: NAD+ poly-ADP-ribosyltransferase activity; NAD+-protein-arginine ADP-ribosyltransferase activity. Bases 1 to 825 code for a protein of 274 amino acids.